CAACCGAUCAUUUCAACGAAAAGUCUCGUCUUCUCGCAUGUCCAUUCAAGAAGCAGAGUUUAACAUAAGUCCUUGACUUUUUCUCGUGUUCCUUCAUCGGUUACAUUUGCUUCUGGAUUACACUAACCUACGAUGGUGACUGACCGCCAACGCGGACCGGUCGUUCGAUUGUAAAUACCAGUUCAUAGCGGAACCGGAUUGCCGUGACUUACAGGAAACAUCAACGACGGCUUGGUGGGACUCGCCAUGUCCCAAUCGUUGAUUUUGACCGAGUUGGUUCAGUUCAAGUGCCUCAAUACACCGUUCCGAUAGCGGAAAUGACCUCGGUCGAACCGUUACUGCGGUACACAAAUCUACCCAAGCAGGAACCAUUGGGUCUGAUGAUCCGCUUUCGCCUUCCCAGCCUUCGAAGGGCUCUCUAGCCUUCGACAAUGUUACCAUGAAGUACGCUGACGGUAAAACAUCAGUGGUCAAGGAUCUGAACUUGAACAUUCGACCCGGCUGGAAGGUUGAAGUUGUGGGAAGAACUAGAGCUGAAAAAUCUUCGCUGAUUUCCGUGCUGUUUCGUUUGAUCGAAGACGGACUGGACGGGAAAAUCAUUCUGGACGAAAUAAACACCAAGAUGAUUGGGUUAAACGACUUGUGGUCAGGGAUACCACUCCAGUUCAUUUCAAAUCGUUUCAACAUGGUUAAAAACCUAGUAAAAUCAUUGAAAUUUCGAUCUACGAUGACUGAUUUUAUUAAGGAGACUAUUUGCACCAAAGUAACUGAACCAGAUUUCUCUUCGCCCAGUACAAUGUUGUGGAAUCAAAUACAUGACAAUACUAAAACGAUAGAAAAAAUGAGUGGAAAUAUUCUAUCUUCUGAAUAACCUGAUGUGACCAUCGAAAAAAGUAAUCAAACAGAUCUGCUAGAUUUUUAGAAAUUUUUAGGCGAUUUGAAAAGUAAAG
Molecule: messenger RNA, 950 nt
Organism: Neodiprion fabricii
Lineage: Eukaryota; Metazoa; Arthropoda; Insecta; Hymenoptera; Diprionidae
Product: ATP-binding cassette transporter abc2-like
Exons: 2
Coding region: 440-871 (143 amino acids)
Biological process (GO): transmembrane transport
Cellular component (GO): membrane
Molecular function (GO): ATPase-coupled transmembrane transporter activity
Source: RefSeq, a predicted model, not a curated record